Molecule: messenger RNA, 1537 nt
Organism: Cladophialophora immunda
Lineage: Eukaryota; Fungi; Ascomycota; Eurotiomycetes; Chaetothyriales; Herpotrichiellaceae
Exons: 1
Coding region: 255-851 (198 amino acids)
Source: RefSeq, a predicted model, not a curated record
CCUCCCUUCACAUCAAGGCCGUGAAAACAAAAAAACCCAUUGCUUUCCCAGAUGCUUCGUCUGUGAACUAUUGAUCAUCCAUCUAACGGCCGUCUCCCCCCGUCCAGCCUUUUCUUUCCCCGUCUCACCCAAGCAUCAACCCACACUCUCCCGAUCUCCCGGUGACCUCAUCCCCUUUUGUGAUCGUCAGCAUCGUCGUCAUCGUCGUCAUCUCUCCUGAUCGAGGAGACGGGGAAAGGAAACCACGUCAAGCGAUGACCAAAAGGCGCGCCGACCACCUUCGCGAUAUUUCCCCGAGAGAUCCCAAUCACCCAUGGGUUGCACGAGGCUAUCGACCAGAUGUGGCUUAUGCCAACAGGACCGCUCCCAUCGAAGACCCCUACGGUGAGAUUGCAUAUCAGCGCGCCUUCGCCGAGGCGGCCGAGUCCAACUCCUUUCGAGUUCCCGAGCCGGUCCUGUAUCACAAUUCCCCUUCGGCACGCGAGUAUAUAAGACGGAGAGACGAGCCCUUCUUCCCCGUCAAACCCACAAAGUCCAGCAACAAAUCUACCAGCCAGCCUGCCACACCCACCUCCGCCAACACAUCGGCUUCCUCGCCCGCGAAGCUUCCUUCACCUAGAAACGGUUCAGACUCGGGAUUUCCUCAUGGCCGAGCAGAUGCCAAUUUGAAGGUGGAACCUGGUGCUCCCAGACCGAAUGCAUCCCCCAGCACCAAGAAUAUCCAGCAGCAGUCACCCCGAGCAAUAAGACCCGCCGCCGAACAGACUCCAUCUCAUCUAGGCAACGGUCUCCCUUGGACCUUGGAGCCUAAAAUCCAAGCUCCCUCAGGCCCUUCUAAGAUGCUCCGAUGACCCAAGGAAGUCAGGCAGAGGCUAUCUUCCCCCCCAACCCACCGGUCGGGGGGGUCCAACAGACGCCUAGCACUAUAUCAGCACCACGAACCUUGAUUACUUGGGUGAUCGCGGCGGCCUUCUUCACGCAGGGAUCACGUUCCACAAGAUCCCUGGAUUCUACUAAUCACAGAAUUACGACUUCGCGACGCAACACCAGCAGUCUUUUCUCACUAUUAUUCUUCGGUAAGACCUUGGUAUGCACAUAGCGAUCGGUGGCGAGAUCGACACCCCCUAAUGAAUUUGUAUAAUGAAUUGAGAAGGAGCGUGCACGCCACAGGGAGUCUCCAGCCUUGAGGCCAUCUGUCAAACAUGACUUAAUUGACGAAGUGACGGCCUGCUCAGCAAGAACCAACGCGACGCGACGAGGAACGAGUGACGGACGGACUAUUGGUCGAGGAAAUCAGAUCACAGCCACUUUUGCAUCGGAUCGCCCCCGGUUCUGCAUUUUGGAUAUCCUGCAUGGGUUGAAGCCUCUUAUGUUGGUAGGAGUUGCGGCGCAGCAGGGGGGGUGAUUUGGACGUGCUUGCUUUGGCGGAAAGGGGAGCAUCGACAAGAAAGCGGCAAGAGAGGGUUUGGCGAAUUGAAGGGAUGGAAAUCUUUGUUGCAUUAUUCUGGCUACACAGGAGUCGAGAAGACAAUGGCAU